AGAUGCAAGAGGCAGAGAAAUGGCUCUUUUGGGUUUUUGUUGCUGCAAAUUGUCGCAUCUACCCAGCAAGAUAUGAAGAGAGUGCGAUCCUUGGCUCGCUCCUUAAGUUGUCCUCUGUUUAUCGUUUGUAACAUUGUAUGUUAACUUGACUCGCUAAUUUGCUGCUUGAAGCAAUACUCCAAAUCUGUAAUUGGUAACUGUUCUUGGAAUCAAUAUUUGAACAGGGUGGAGUCUGGUUGGGCGAGGACUCUUGAUGAAAAGGAGCUAAGUUGGCCUCUUAGAGCAUCUCCAUCAAUGCAAUUGCAAAAGAAAUUGCAUUUGUAUUUUUUAUUGUCAACUCAAUUUUUUUGCAAUCCACAUCACAUUCAUUUCAUUCACCUACAUCAAUGCAAUUAACUUGCAAUUGCAAAUAUAAUUAAAUAUUAUGUUUAAAUUAUAGAAAAUUAAGUAAAAAAGAAAAGAAAAGAAUAUAAAAUAAAAAAUCCCCAUUUUUGUAGGCUUUUUUGACUUGCAUAUGGAAUUGCAUUUGUUACAAACUUGCAAAUAUGCAAUUGGUAGUAGGGGUGGCUAUACGGUCCGGUCCGGUUAAAUUGGACCAAAUUGAUCCGGUCCCAGUCCGGUCUUUUCGGGAAUAUAAGGACCAAAGAUUGGAUUGGAUACAGUCCGGUCUUGAUCCGGUUCUGUCCCAAUUUUAUCUUGAUUUUAGGUGUUGGGGGUCUCUUAUCCGGUUUUUUUUACCUCAAAUCUAAGCCCGAAUAUGAGAUUGCAUUGUUUGCUAUCCGGUCCCAGUCCGGUCCCGGUCCGGGUUAUACGGUCCGAUUUUGGGUAAAACCAAACAGUCCGGGACCAAAUAGCCAGCCCUAAUUGGUAGCCACAUCAAUGCAUUUGGUUUUGCAAUUGCAAACACCUAUGCCAUAUCAUUUUGCAAUUGAGAAUGCAAUACCAAUGUGGAUGCUUUUAUAAAUAACUUUUCAGCCUGAAUCACUUGAGGAGAGAAUUCAGGUAUUAGAGGAAGGGAGGAGAUAGGGUGCUAACACUCUUAUCUUAUGUGUUAGAGCAUGUCGAAAGGUAAUUAGCGGACAUUGGUAUUGAGAAAAACCACAAAGAUCAUGUGGAAGAGCUCCACAAAAAUUUAUACUCACGAACUACUGACUCUAUUGAUCGAAAAAAGACCGAUCUACAUGUUAUUGAGUAAGAUCGAACACAAAACUACCGACUCAAACUCCCAUUAAAACAGUACACGUGUGUGCAACUCUUAUUCAUCAAAACACAUCCAGCUUACCAAAAUUACACGAAAUCAUUUAAAAUAUAUGAUAUCGAAAUUUUCACCAAAAAAUACCAGAAUUUAUUAUAGAUAUAAUCUCGCCUUGAGGUUGGGAAGCCAUGGAGCAUCAAAUGGCAUAGGUGAAGAAUAAAGCUAGAUACAAAAAUGAAUGAGUUUAGUUCCCUUAGGGUUUGGGAAGCCAUGGAGCAUCCAACGGCAUAUAUGUCAACCCUCUCAACGUACAUCGAUAUUCUUCAGACGAUAACCUAAUUUCUUAGAUCUAUAAAUAGUGUCCUUAACUGGAUCCAAGGGAAGACUCACCCACACUUCCUUUCUUCCUUUCCAAGAGUAAUAGUAUUCUCUAUAUACAUAGCCCAUUAAUUAAGUAGGCAGCAUCUGAAACAAACAACGGAAAUGAAGGCUGUUUUCGCUCUCCUCUUGGCUCUUGUAAUGUGUGCUUUUGGCUCCUUCAAGCAAAUGGAUGCAACUUAUGUCCAUGACGAGAACAGUCAACAGAUGACCACCAUCGUCGCUGCCAGGAAGCUGCUUCUUUCUCCAGUCGAUCGGACAGGAAAACAAAUGCCACCAACAGCAACAAUACUCGUCCAUUGUUGGGUCACCUGUUGUUGUGAGUGGGGAUUUGGCCGCUGUACCUACUGUUGCGAUGAUCCGACGGACUGCUUUUUUGCGAUUAACGGAACCAGUACCACCGUGAAAAAAUCAGACGAGCAAGGGACGGCUCCAUCCGCUGCCAAACCAAGGGAACAGAUCAGAACCAAAUAAGAAAAGAUUUUAUGGCAUCAAGAAAUGACAAAGAAAGGAGGGUUAUGCUUGCAGUUGUUGCAGCUCUUCAAGAGUGAUCAUGAUGUAGCGAGGAUUGAGAGAUCAUCGUUUCAGAAUAAUGUAUCAUCGAUAUAUAAUAUAUAAUCAAAUAUAUAGUAGUUAAAAAGAUGGUAAUUCCGUUCUUUUCUGUCCAAAAAUUUACUAAUUUGUUUCAAUAAACCAUCUCGUAAGUCGUGGGUCUAUAGUCCUCAAUUUGGCCCGAUAAAAACUCAUUGCGCAUGCAAUGCAAGUGACUCUAAUAACUAAUAAAUCCCGAACGGUCGAAAAGCAAAAGAGAAAACUGAUAUUUAAGAUUGUCCCAAGAAUUGAACCAAAUAUAUAUGUAAUAAAAUGUCUCAAGAAUGGCAAUAAAAACGCCAAUAUGGCCAAAACAUAGGGAUGUGUUCUUCUUCUUGUUAUGUGCCUUCUCUCAACUAUACGCCUAAAGUUUGGAUUACUUACGAAUAUAACUUUUUAAUAAAUAUUAACACUAACCGUGACUUCAAUAUACCAAUGGACUAGAUAUGACAUGGUCGCUUAUUCCGGAAUAGUUUUAUGCAAAAAUAAAAUAAGUAUUUUCAUUACCUGGAUAUGAUGACUUCAAAAUGUGAUUUCAAAUGACGUGAAACCACGAAUAAGAAGAAGAUGAAUUACGACGAAGAGAGAGAAAGAAUCGGACUAGAUGACCAAUGAAGUCUCGUAUAUGGCUUAGAGCAUGUCGAAAUAUUAGUAGCGAAAAUGACUAAAACCACAAAGAUGUAAAAGAGCUCCAUAAAAAUUUGUACUUGUUGAUUAGUGACUUUGUGGAUCAGAGAAGACUGAUUUGCUUAUUAUUGAGUAAGAUCAGGUACACUACCGACUCAAACUCCUAUUAAAACACUACAUUGAUGAUGAUUCUUAUUUAUCAAAACAUAUCCAGCUUACCAAGAUUACACGUAAUCAUUCAAGAUAUGUGAUCCCCGAAUUCACCGAAAUACCAUAAUUUUAUUAUUUAUAUAAUUUAGAUAACUUAUCUAGACGGCAUAUAUAUAUAUAUAUAUACUAGUCAAUUGGCCCGCGCUUUGCGGCGGGAACAAUGCGAUAAAUUAUGAACUUUUAUAUAAUUCUCUUCACAAUACAAAAAAAUUGAUAAAACUCGUAAUACUUCAAUUAUUUUCUUCUAAGACUAUUGAGAAUUACUAUAUCAAUUUUGAACUGUAUUUCACAACCGAAAAGCGAAAGAUAAAAGAGACAACGAUAUAGCAAGUGUUGAUGAUUGGGCUAAAGUAUCUCAUAGAUCUAAGAGAUACACACAACCAUUAAAAGCGAAGAGUGUUAUGUGUUCAUUUAUCAGUAUACCAAAAAGAAAAGUGUUGUUCUUGAUAACAAAAAUGCAUUCAUAUUCUAACAUUGUCAAUGAUUUUUGAAAAUAUCUCCAAUUAUGAUCUAACGACUUGUUUUGGCACUUGCAUUCACAUUUGAAAAUAUAGAGUUUUUCAUUUGGUAUAAGAGAGUCUACAACCAUAGUGUUCACCUCUUUGUAAUCCAUAGCAUCCCAAUUCCCAAACAUAAAACUCUGCCAUCUAGUGUACUUUCUAACACAUAAUUCUGACAUAUCUAAAAGUACUAUAUCAUUUUCACCCAUUGAGAUGGGUCCAUUGUUACCAACUUAUCAUCAAUUAACCAUAUAUCUACCCAAGAAGUUAAAAGCAACGUUUUAGAGAUUGAAAUCGUGCAUAAGGUGCUAAACUAAACACUAUUACCUUUUACAACAGACCGUUAUACAUUGGCAUAUUAGUUUUGAAUUUUGGUAUCCGAGCAGGAGAACUGGAAGCAUAUGCAUAUAGGUAAUAGAUAUCACUGACAUAAGAUACCAUUGAUCAAUUUCCCAAAAAAACACUUUUAUACAGGAUUGAUUUUUAAAGAGCCAAGCAAAUCGAGGAAAGUAGUGAUAGACAAAUAACGCGACCAAUUGGGUUCUCUACUCUAUUCUUACUGCAGAGCUAACGAAAGCUUAUGACAACACAAAAUCGAAGAUAUGACAGAUCAGAAGGAAAAAGUGACUACAUAGAACUUAAGGCACACAAAUGAAGAUACAAAGUAACAUAGAAACAAACAUUCAAGAGUCUCAAAAUAUACUCAUGGCAGCUGCUGUCCAAGAAUGCAUUAAGUAUUAAUCACCUUUCAAGUACUUAAAAACAACUCAACUAAAACACAGAUGCUAAGCAACCACCUUGAAUUCUAGCAUUGAACUAUCUGUCUCGUGGAAUCUUAUAGUUAUUUUCAGAGCUUGGAUCGAUUCAUAAACCAUUGAAAGCACAAACACAAACUAAUGGUCCACAUAAAUUCAAGCCUGCUCAAUUUCCAUAACUCAAAUAAAGCUUAUGAUGCCGACCCGGGACUAAAAUCCAAUUACUAAGUUGCAAGUAAGUGCUGAUAAUAUAUACUAAUAAGAAUGAAGUCCUGUACAAAUCUUUACAUGAGAGGGGUAUAAGAGCUAAGAUAUUGUAAGUAUAUUGGAUAAAUCAUGUGACAGGCUACUCUAAUACCUAUUAGAGAGCUAUAUACAAUGACAGCUCAACAAACUGGAGAAUAUGAGGUGUUUCAUGUUCAUUGAACAUCAUCAAAAAUACAUCAAGUUACCAUGACCAAUCGCGUGGCCAUGCUACUAUGAUAUGCACUAAUUAUGCAACAUUAUUCAAAAUGUGAAUUUCUAAUGGGGCCAAAUUUAAUUUCAUAAAUGCAAAAGCAAUUAAAUGGACAGGAAGUAG
Molecule: messenger RNA, 4836 nt
Organism: Linum trigynum
Lineage: Eukaryota; Viridiplantae; Streptophyta; Magnoliopsida; Malpighiales; Linaceae
Source: the annotation of a GenBank genome assembly